AUGAAGUCACAGACGAUCGACACCACUCGAACGAUUGGGGAGGCCUGGACACAAGCAACCCGUCUCUCCGCGGGUGGGCUUUUGCACGCGGCCACGCUGGGUUUCCUAAGACUGAGAAUUAUUCUGCACAACGAGAAGAGCAAGUUACAAACUUUCGAACCCGGAGGCAAGGGCCAAACACAGAAUGCGACGCAAGGGAUGGAGGAGGCCCAGGCUAUGUCACCGUCGAAUAGGGCAAGCGCCAAAGCGACAUGCGUCGUUGACAAGCUUUUGUCUAAGGUGGAACGAGAACUCCGAACGCACCUGCGUUUCUUGAAGAGCAACCAUUUCGCGGCGUUACAGUUGCCUCUCCCCAGGCGCGCUAGUUCUGAUCGUACCAGCCGGAUCGCCAGGAUAUCGGACGCCCUCGUAAAAAACAACUAUCGGCGGCUGGCACUGCAGUUCCAUCCUGGUUGGUGGUAUUUGCGUCUCCUACACUUGCCCCCCGGAUUCACGACCUUAGCUGUUCAUUACGAUAAUGACCAGGGUGAACUAUUCGCUGCGCCACGUAGGGAUUGCUGA
Molecule: messenger RNA, 561 nt
Organism: Ectocarpus sp. CCAP 1310/34
Lineage: Eukaryota; Phaeophyceae; Ectocarpales; Ectocarpaceae
Source: the annotation of a GenBank genome assembly